This is a messenger RNA of Camelina sativa (false flax), 1195 nucleotides long. RefSeq lists its product as uncharacterized. The record is from RefSeq and is a predicted model, not a curated record. Gene Ontology annotation, molecular function: zinc ion binding. NCBI's taxonomy places the organism in Eukaryota, Viridiplantae, Streptophyta, Magnoliopsida, Brassicales, Brassicaceae.
UUAAAUCGAUCGGAGGCCGGAAUGAGUCAAAGUGUAUCCAAAACAAGAAAUUUCACCAUCUAAUGACAUAACUACCCCUAUACGAUUUCUAUUUUUAUCCUUCUUUCAAGGACCGAAUCAGGUUUUCCAUAAACUUAUGUAAUUUCUCGUUAUACAAAUUACGACGAUCACGAAAUAUGAACCGAGACGUUUAAACGUUGUGAUACCAUCGAACGUAUAGAAGAAUCUCUAACUCGUAACAAACAAAUCCCUUAAAUUUGGUACAAGCUGCUCAUGAGAGAUAAACAGUUGGGGUUCUCUUUUCUUUUUCUCUUUGCUUUUAACUAUUUAAAGAUCUUGAUUUACUUAUGUUUCUUUAGCUUAUUAUUAAUUCCUCUGCUCCACCACCACUACUACUCACUCCUCCUACAAUCUCUUACUUCUCAGUAAAUAAUAUAAUCUUGUUUUGUUGGUUAGAGAUCACCAAAUCCACCAAAAACCCCACUUCUUUAAAUUCCUUCUUCAGUUCUGUAUUGAAUAUGUGGCAUUAGACAAAAACUCACAAUGACAGACAUAGAUUUAGAACAAGGAGGAGCUUUUGGAUAUCACCACCGGAGGUCAUUGGACGGAAGUGACGCCAGCGUUUAUUAUUCAGACGGGGAAGACGUGACGUCAUGCUACUCUUACUUCUAUUCGACGACUGGAGGAUCGUACGAAUACGAAGGAGAUCAGUCCAGGAAAGUGUCGUCAGUGAUGAGUUCUUCUUCGGAGAUAGACGAUGGUGAUGAUAAUGAUGCGACGGCGCCGCCGGAGAAAGACUGUCGUAUAUGUCAUUUGGGAGUGGAAACGAGCGGUGGAGGUGCGAUUGAGUUAGGGUGUUCGUGUAAAGAAGAUUUGGCUGUUGCUCAUAGACAAUGCGCUGAGACUUGGUUCAAGAUCAAAGGCGACAAAGUAUGCGAGAUUUGCCAAUCGGUAGCCCGAAACGUGGCCGGUGCGAACGAAAUGGUUGGAUCAACAACGAUGGAAGAGACAGAGUUGCGAAACAGCGAGGACACCGGGGCGGUGGAGAAUAGGUGGCAGCCACAGAGAGUGGUGAAUUUAGUGUUAGCUUGUAUGGUUUUUGGGUUCUUUAUAUCAUGGAUCUUUCAUUUCCACGUUUCCUCUUCUUCUUGAACCCCCAAAACAUAUACUAUAUUGAUGAGCCUUUGCAAUCAAA